CCAAUCCAUCAAGUCAUGGCUGCACAAACUACUACCAGCGAAGCUGAACACUACUCUUCCUCUUCCCCUUCCCCUUCCCUGCCCCUCAACGGCCGCGUAGCCAUCGUAACCGGCGGUUCGCGCGGCAUCGGCCGUGCCAUUGCAGCUCACCUCCACUCCCUCGGCGCAAGGGUCGUCGUCAAUUACGCUUCAUCAAACUCAGCCCAAGCAGAUCAAUUAGUGUCCGAGCUCAACCAGACAACCCCAAAAUCGCAAGCGAUUGCGGUCCGAGCAGACGUCUCGGACCCGGACCAGGUGAAGCAGCUCUUCGACAAAGCCGAGCAAGAAUUCGGGACCCAACUCCACAUCGUCGUGAACAGCGCGGGCGUUUUGGAUCCCAAAUAUCCUAGCGUGGCCAAUACGGCGGUGGAGGACUGGGAUAACACAUUCAAUGUAAACACCAAGGGGGCGUUUUUGGUUUCUAGGGAAGCGGCGAAUAGGGUUACGCGCGGCGGCGGUGGGAGAAUUAUUAUGAUUACAUCGUCCGUCGCCGGGCGGCUUCCGCCUGGGUACGCAGCCUAUGCGGCCUCCAAGACGGCGGUGGAGACGAUGGUAAAGAUUUUGGCCAAGGAGCUCAAGGGCACCGGAAUAACUGCCAAUUGCGUUGCGCCGGGGCCGGUGGCGACGGAGAUGUUCUUUGCCGGGAAAAGUGAGGAGACGGUUAAGGGGAUUAUGGAUGCUUGCCCUCUGGGUCGAUUGGGCGAGCCCAAGGAUGUGUGUGGGAUUGUGGGGUUUUUAGCGGCGGAUGCUGGGGAGUGGGUCAACGGCCAGGUCAUACGGAUCAACGGUGGAUUUGUCAUUUGAUCAACUCUAGCAUUUUGUGUGUACUUGCUGUUUGUCUUGUGAUUUCAAAAUUUCGGAAUCAGAUUCGUUGCUUUGAUUCCGAUUUAGAUACACGCUAUUUUAAAUUUGUAUCAAUGUUGACGGGGGUUCGUACAUAAGUUGUAAAUUUUUUAGGAGUCCUAGACUAUAAUACCUGUAUGUGAAAUAACGUCCCUAAAAUUAUAAAAAAAAUUCGCCCCAACUUGGGAUCGGUUGCGUA
Molecule: messenger RNA, 1081 nt
Organism: Pyrus x bretschneideri (Chinese white pear)
Lineage: Eukaryota; Viridiplantae; Streptophyta; Magnoliopsida; Rosales; Rosaceae
Product: NADPH-dependent aldehyde reductase-like protein, chloroplastic
Exons: 1
Coding region: 16-843 (275 amino acids)
Molecular function (GO): oxidoreductase activity
Source: RefSeq, a predicted model, not a curated record